Molecule: messenger RNA, 1518 nt
Organism: Paramecium sonneborni
Lineage: Eukaryota; Ciliophora; Oligohymenophorea; Peniculida; Parameciidae
Source: the annotation of a GenBank genome assembly
UUUAAAGUGAAAAAUGAAAAAAGAAUGCAUUUUAAAAAAUAUAUCUCUAAGAAUAACGCUUUCUUUAAAGAAUUUGACCCCAAAAGAAGUUUCAGUUUCCCUUGCAUACAAAGAAUCAAGUGAAUAAAUUUAUAAAAUAUUGAAUCAAUCCCUGAAAAUGAAAAAGGCUGAUGAAAACUGGAUAACAUCAUUUUAUGCUAAAUUUGAUUUUCACAAAGAUCAAAGUUAUAGAAUAGAUGUAAAUCUUGAUAAUAAACCUUCUAUUGGAUCAAUAUAGGUAAUAAUUUAGUGAAUAUUUAGUUUUAAUUAGGGGAGUUAUUAUAGAAAGGAACAUAAAUAAGAGAAAAUAAUUAUUACUCAAUAAAAACAGAAUUAUUAUUGAUUUAGUAAGGAAAUUUAGUAUUACAGCAUUGGGCAGGAAUGAAACUCUUAAAUACAGAUGGAUUGUUUAGUCGUUCAGAUCCAUUUUUAUAAUUUUAUUAAUGGGAUGGAGAAUAAUGGAAUUAAAUCCAUUAAACAGAAUUUGUAGAAUGUAAUUUAAAUCCUACAUGGAUACCAUUUUAAAUAGAUAUGGGUUUAAUGAAUUUUGAAGAUGAAUUAAAAAAUUUUAAGAUAGAAUGCUGGGAUCACUCUAAAAAAAAUCCUCCUAAACAUAAAUUUAUAGGAAGUUUAGAAAUUUCUUUUUCUGAAAUUAUGGCAUCCUAAUCGAAAAUAUUUAAAUUAUAAAACCCAAAUCAUGUAUUAUAUAUUUUACUAUAAUAAAAUAGGAAUAAUGUGGUUCAUUAAAAUUACUUUCUUUAUAAAUAAAUACUAAUAAAAAUUUUAUAAGUUAACUUUAAAGAACUUAAAUAUAAACACAAAUCUUUUUUGAAUUCACUUUAAAUUCAAUGAACUUGCAUUAGAUAUCUCACAAAUAAUUAAACUUUUUUUAAUAGUUCUUAAUUACAAUUGGAUCAUAGUUAUUUUAAUAUAAUCAAUAACAUUCUGGGAGAUUAUUUGGUUUUGGUGGAAACUAUCAGAAUUUAAACAAAGACUAGUAAAAAAUAUAAAAUAAAUUUUUAGUUUUGAAAUAUCUAAUGGUUCAAAUGGAAUUCAAGGUAUUUGUACUGAUUAUUGUAAAUGCAUUAAAGAUGUUGCAUUCGAAAAUAAAAUUUAAGUUACACCAGCUUUAUUUGAAAUAGUCAAAUAAUCAGAAUUAUUCAAGCCUAAUUUUACUGUUGGUUUAUUGUUAAUUUUAGACGAAAUUGCAGAUGAAGAAAAGCUAAACUAAUUUGUUAAUCAUUGUAAUAAUUCUUUUUUAUUAUCUUAGAACUUAUUUUACCAACAAUUAUGAUAUUUAUUACACUUAAAGAGAAUGCUGUCUAGUUGUCUAAAAUUAUAAAUAGUUAAGUUAACUAAAAUAAAAUUAGACUUUGUUCUUUAAAAGAAAAUGAUAGCAAAAGUAUGUAAGUAUUAAAAGAGGAUAUAUUUCAAAUAAUAGAACAUGAAAUGAAAUCAUUCUAUAAGUUGAAUUUUUGA